AUGGCCUCCCUACGGCGCAUUACUGUAGCCACAAGCUCGGCGAUCAUCCGACUGACGGCCUUCGCGUUUCUGCGAUGGAUUCCUGGCCACCAUUUCGUGCCUCUGGUGGUUACUUCUCUAGUGGUGUACCUAUCGUCAAUAUUCUCCUUGCUCAAGGACACCCAACCUCAAAACCAAGCAGCUAAAGCCCGAGGCUCGAACAGGUAUAAGUCAGAAACUAGCUGUGCUAAAGCCGGCGGUUCCGUGCUUACGCUAACACUUGACUUCUUGACCCGUGGUAUUCUACUGUAUCCUACCACAGAUGUCGCAUUUUCGCGCAUUGGAUAUGUGUCCCCAACUACUGCCAACUUGGUCUUUCGCGAGCCAGACUCGGCUCAUCUACCAGUGGCGGUUAUGUUCCAAGAGGUCUCUGAAACGAGCCAGGACUGGUACGAAGAGGGCAUCGUCUACAAGGUGGAUAACUCCACCGACUUCACUACGACGGUGAGCAUAACCGACCUGAAGCCAGCGACGCACUAUCGUUACUCGCUGUCUAACAGCCAAUCUGGCACAUUUACCACGGCGCCAGAGCCCGAAACCCCUGAAGCAAGCCGGCUGUCUUUUGUAACAUCAAGUUGUCUGAAGCCAAACUUCCCUUACAACAUACUAUCACACCCACUACGGAUCCCAGGCCUCGAGCAAAUGACCGACGCUCUCGCCAAACUGCCCAAGCGACUUCGCCCAGCAUUCAUGCUCUUCCUAGGCGACUUCAUAUACAUAGAUGUCCCCUGGCGCUUCGGCUCAACAAUGUCGCACUAUCGCAGCGAAUACAGACGCAUCUACUCAUCCCCCUCCUGGACCCACGGCCCAGAAGAAAAUCGCGCCAUCGACCUCCCCUGGCUGCACACCCUCGACGACCACGAGAUCGAAAACGACUGGUCGCAGGGCAACAAAACCGCCCCGUAUCCUGCAGCAGCAGACCCCUUCAUCCACUACCACGUGCGAGCAAACCCACCUAUCCCCGCCGCACCCUUCGCCCAUCCAGACAACGUAACCUACUUCGCCUUCACGCAGGGCCCAGCCUCAUUCUUCAUGCUAGACACACGUACCUACCGCACCGAGCCCUCGCACAAGAACUCAACCAUCCUCGGCCUUCCCCAACUCCAAUCCCUCCUCGCGUAUAUCUCAACCCCAGAGCCAGCAGGCAUACACUGGAAAAUCAUCUCCUCCAGUGUGCCCUUCACCAAGAACUGGCACGUCGGUACCACAGAUACCUGGGGCGGAUUCCUGGACGAGCGUCGCACAGUCUUUGAAGCAAUGUGGCGCGCAGAGCGCGAGCUGGGAAUCCGUAUCGUUCUGCUUAGCGGUGACAGACAUGAAUUCGGUGCUACUAGAUUCCCGGACCCAGAACUUAACCUAGGUCGCGAUCAGCUUCUGCCUAAUACGGCUGGAAUGGGAGUGCAUGAGUUCAGUGUUGGCCCAUUGAGCAUGUUUUACCUCCCCAUCCGUACGUACCACCAGACAGACGCCGAGGAUGUUAUGGUGAAGUAUGCGCCGAAUGGGAAUAGUAAGUUCGGGCUUAUUGAUAUUGCGGAUGUUGUUGAAGACGUUGGUUCGAGUGCUGCUCCGCCUGUCCGGGCUCGCAGCUCGGUUCUUACGUACUCGUUGUAUGUGGAUGGGGAGGUUGUUUGGAAGUAUCGUCUCAGCGUUCCAUUGGAUCGUGAUGCGAGUGUCCAUGGCCCUUCAAUGCCACCGGGUCAGGUGGUUCAGGAUGAGAUUCCGGAUCUCAGUUGGAGUGUGGUACUUGGGACUGUUGUCGGACGGGUGCCGGAGUUGACGAAGUGGAUUGUUGAAACGGUUAACGAUCUCUACUUUCAACUUGCGGAUAGACUGCGGAAGAUUGAGAGACUUGAUUAG
Penicillium crustosum is the source of this 1896-nucleotide messenger RNA. Its product is annotated as alkaline phosphatase family protein. The record is from RefSeq and is a predicted model, not a curated record. The coding region runs from base 1 to 1896 and encodes 631 amino acids. Lineage: Eukaryota; Fungi; Ascomycota; Eurotiomycetes; Eurotiales; Aspergillaceae. The transcript is spliced from 4 exons.